CACUGAUCUCGUGUAUUACAACGAUUACAGAGAUCAGCGGUGGUUUGCUUUGCUUGGACAUAGAAGUGUGGCGCGUUAUGCAAAUAAAAGUAUUCUCGCGCAAUGAAUCGGCUGCUCAACUGCCGGAGGGAAGUGCAUAAUUAGAAGUCACAGAACGUAUCCCAAGGAGCUUUUCUAUCAAUAUCCAUUUAUUACUUAUGUCAAGUCCAUUAACUGACAUUCAAUACUCAGCUGACGUCUUAUCCCAGAACACGUGUCAAUCGGAAAUAUCCGAGAAAUGAAUGCCCAGGGACGCAAAUGUCGAAUCAAUGAUCAUGAACGCCGAUUCCGAAUAAAUUACGAUAAAUGAUCACUCGUCUCACGGCCUCAACACUUUUGACGAAAAGUUACCGUCUCUGGAGUUUAGCAGGACAGAGUAAAUAUUCGGUCGCAAUGGGUGAUUCGGAAUCUUCCAAAUCUGGGCUAUCCUUGCGUCAAGUUUUGGAUGCAAUCCAUUCGUUUGCUGCUGAGGAGUUAGCUGCUUCUUGGGACAAUGUCGGUCUACUCAUAGAACCGAUGAAACCAAAAUUAAUCAAGCACAUACUGAUCACUAAUGACCUAACCGAGGAUGUGAUGCAAGAGGCUGUCGAACUCGGGACUGAUCUCAUCAUGUCCUAUCAUCCACCUAUAUUUGCACCCCUCAAAUCGAUUACAACUCGGACAUGGAAGGAGCGUGUUGCAGCUAGCUGUUUAGAGAAUAGAAUUGCCCUCUACUCGCCCCACACGAGCUUUGACUCGGUAAAAGGGGGAUUGAAUGACUGGUUGGCUGAAGCUUUUGACUUGGAAACGAGUAGGCCGAUUGAAGCUGGCGUUGAUCCGCAGAAUGGUUUUGGUCGUCUUUGUACACUGAAGACGGUAGUGUCCUUGACGGAGGCUGUGCGUUUAGUGAAACUACGCGUAAACUUACCACACGUAAGAGUCGCUCAUGCAAGAGGAGAGGUGAAAAUGAUUACCUCCAUAGCGGUCUGUGCGGGUUCUGGAGCCUCUGUGUUGAAGGGUGUGGAGGCAGACCUUUACAUUACUGGAGAAAUGUUGCAUCACGAUAUUUUGGAUGCAGUUCACCAGGGAUCCAACGUCAUAUUAACCAAUCACUCAGAUUCAGAGCGUGGUUACUUGAAAGUUUUUGCUUCAAAGUUAACUGAACUUCUUAAUCACUCUAUUACGGUCAGCCUUUCUGUCGUUGAUAGAGAUCCACUGAGAAUUGUAAAAAGGGAGAUCUCUGAUGUGGUAUUCUUUCACCAUGGUCACAGUUUGUGUUGUUCAAAUUACAAGCAUUGUGGAACUCUUGCAAAAGUUUCCUUUCCCAUGUGAAAUAGAUGCUGGAGCUACAACAAACGGAUUAGGGU
This is a messenger RNA of Athalia rosae (coleseed sawfly), 1385 nucleotides long. RefSeq names its product probable cytosolic iron-sulfur protein assembly protein Ciao1 (gene Ciao1). Bases 346 to 1350 code for a protein of 334 amino acids. The transcript is spliced from 7 exons. The record is from RefSeq and is a predicted model, not a curated record. NCBI's taxonomy places the organism in Eukaryota, Metazoa, Arthropoda, Insecta, Hymenoptera, Athaliidae. Gene Ontology annotation, cellular component: cytosolic [4Fe-4S] assembly targeting complex; mitochondrion; cytoplasm. Gene Ontology annotation, biological process: iron-sulfur cluster assembly. Gene Ontology annotation, molecular function: protein binding.